AUGGAAGAACUGGAGGACGGUUUUGUGCCGGACUUUGUGCAUCUAGCAACGGCGGGAGAAGUAGCAAAUAGAAACAGCCUGGUUAAACGGGUGGGAAAUGCCAUGUACAUUUCGGUUGGCAGCCAGAUUAAUGCAUGGAACAUAAGAUUUUCUGAAAUUGAAAAGAGCAUUUUCACACUUAAGAAAAGGAUAACGCACUUUGACUUCUCUGACGGGAUACUGGUCGUAGGCUAUGAAAACGGAGUUGUUCAAAUACACUCAAAUGAGAUAAUAUCAUUCCGACCACAUUCCAGAAGGGUUACGAAAGUUGCAAAGAUAGGUGAUUGCAUUCUAUCCUCGUCUGCGGAUGGUAGUAUCAUUUUAUACGACCUGGUUGGAGAAGAGAUCAGGAUAUCCUAUGAAGGGAACGACAUAUGUGUGGAGAAGUUUUUCUCGAACUCUAAAGUUGUUGUUGCGGUUUGUACAGACAAUACACUGAGGGUUUGGGACUUGGAAGACAGGCAUAUAAAGAGUGUGCACAUGUUUGAAAAAGCCUUAAAAGACGUCUUUGUCAUGGAUGAAGAGGCAGUGAUAUUCUUCAGAGAUGGGGAAUCCACUUUUUACAAUUUAGAAGACAAGACAUCCCGUCCAUUUAACAAGUUCAAAAAGCUAAGAAAUAUCAAGAUAAAAGAAGAAAAGAUAUUCAUUCAGAGCAAGAACAAGUUACACAUCUAUGGAGUGGACAAAAGAGACAGAAUCAUACUAAAGCAUUUGGAAACAAUGAAAAUCAGUGAUAGAUAUGUAGACUUUGACGUGACACCAGACGGUGGGGUACUAUUUGCAGCCGUAGAUAACUGCUGGGAGUGUGUUGAGAAUGGAAAGAUUUACUCAUUUGGAUUCCAUAGAAAUGAAAUUCUAGGUUUUGAGGUCUGUGAAGAAAAGAUAAUCACAUUUUCAAAGGAGAGUAUAAUCAUCUGGUUGGUAGACGGGAAAGAGAUAAGGAAAAUUGGGAGUAUACGAAUAAAGCAUGGGAGAUGCAUGUGUACAUGGAGCAGUAAUAUUGUAGUUGGAAGAGAUGCAGGCUUCUCUUGUUACUCAAUCUUAAACUGCGAGCUGACUAGAGAAGAAAUUAUAGGGCCUGUGUCAUCAAUUUCUUCCAAUGCAGAUGAGCUACUGGUAGGAAAGGAUAAUGUAAUUCUGUUUUACGAUAAUACGUACAUGGUCUCUCGAAUAUUGGAGAUAGAAAAUCAAAUAUCAUCCAUAGAGGCAUCUGGAGCUCUUCUAUGUGUAGGCCUUUUGAACAGCAAGGUGCAUAUAUACAGCAUGGAUGACCUAAGUCUAAAGGUCACCCUGUAUGGACAUGCCCUUCCGGUUAGAUCGAUGCAGUUGUCUCCAGAUAGCUCCGAGCUCCUUACAUGCGGUGCAGAUAAAACUGUUAAAAUGUGGGGAACCCAGUUUGGAGAAUGCAGAAAAAGCUUCAUUGGAGACUCUAAAUGCGUAGAGUAUCUAAACAAGGAUCUAUUCAUGUUUGCAUCUGGCAGAGUUCAGUACUUUAAAAGAUAUGAAAAGCUCAAAGAGUUCAGGCAUUAUGACUCGAGCUUAGUAAAGGUAAGAAAAGAUAUGAUGAUUUCCUGUGGAAGAUUCAACAUAGAUCUUUACAGUAUGGACAAAUACGAACUUCAGAAGGAAGGGAAGGACGAAAGCGAUGAGGAGGAGGUCAUACAGACAGUUAGUGUGGUGAAUUAUAAGGUAUACGACCGGUUCCUAACGAGAUUGGAAGAGCUGUCCAACAGCUUCUCUAACGAGAAUGUUAAGUUGUUUUUUGACGUUCUAAUGGACAUAGAUUUUUGUGAGCUUGACAAGUUCCUAUGUCUAAUGAAUUCGUCAGACGUCAUCCAAGUUAUGAAUGUGCUAUAUGAAUGCAUCAAUUGGAAUGUAAUACUAGUUGGGAGGGUGUUUAUUUCUCUGGUUAGACUACAUAGAGACAUAUGUAUCUGUCACCCAAGAUUCAAAAUCUUUCUCAAGGGUAUCAUUGAUAAGACAGAGGAGAUUAGAGAACAAGCUAGUGGAAAUGAAGGAAAACUUCUUGUAAAGAAGAGUAUUUGUAUGCAAGAAACUCCUGACUUUGAAUAA
Messenger RNA from Encephalitozoon cuniculi GB-M1, 2112 nucleotides. RefSeq lists its product as uncharacterized. Lineage: Eukaryota; Fungi; Microsporidia; Unikaryonidae. Gene Ontology annotation, biological process: maturation of SSU-rRNA. Gene Ontology annotation, cellular component: small-subunit processome; Pwp2p-containing subcomplex of 90S preribosome. Gene Ontology annotation, molecular function: snoRNA binding; protein binding. The transcript has a single exon. Bases 1 to 2112 code for a protein of 703 amino acids. The record is from RefSeq and is marked provisional.